This is a messenger RNA of Stegastes partitus (bicolor damselfish), 602 nucleotides long. RefSeq names its product serine incorporator 4-like. The annotation marks the transcript as partial. Gene Ontology annotation, cellular component: membrane. The record is from RefSeq and is a predicted model, not a curated record. Lineage: Eukaryota; Metazoa; Chordata; Actinopteri; Pomacentridae. The transcript is spliced from 4 exons.
UUGUGUACCAGGGCAUGAACAUGACCGUCUGUUACCCCAGUGUGGGGCAAGACGGCAUCCAGAACGAAGGCAACGCUGUGGCUAUAAUUGGAGCUGCCAUCAUGUACUGCUGUGUGCUCUUUGCAUGCAACGAGGCGUCCUACCUGGCUGAGGUGUUCGGCCCGUUUUGGAUGAUCAAAGUUUAUCGCUACGAGUUCCAGAAAGCCACCUGCUGCUUCUGCUGCCCCGAGGAGGAGGAAGUUGAAGAGGAUUUUGUGAUCGACGACGAGAACAAAGGCUGUCAGAAGGUCAUCCACAACGAGUACCAGCGAGUGGCUUACAGCUACUUCUUCUUCCACUUUGUCUUCUUCUUGGCUUCGCUGUACGUCAUGAUGACGCUCACCAACUGGUUCAGCUACGAGUCGGCGGUUCUGGAGACCACCUUCACCCACGGCAGCUGGUCGACCUUCUGGGUGAAGAUGUCGUCCUGCUGGGCCUGCGUGAUGCUCUACCUCUGGCUGCUGCUCGGCCCUCUGUUCAGCUGUCAGUCCGAGUCCAGGCCUCGGCGCUCGCGGAUCAAACGCCGCUCGGCGUCGUCCCGCCACGUCACCGUCAGCGUCUGA